GAUAUCAAACAUGGCGACCUUUAUGUUUUUGUUGAAUUUGUGGAAGAAAGUAGAAUGUAGUUAAGACGUAUAAGCUUGAAUGACAGCAUUGCUAAGUAUUGUUCUUGUAUCUGUUGUUAAUAGUUUGUUACAGCCAAUUGAAAAUGGAUGUUGAUGACAGUUCUGCUGCAUGUGCUGAUGCGAUGACAACUGGGGAAACAAAUGAAGGAUUUCAUGAUCAUAUCACUGACCCAACUAAUGCUGAUACUGUUGAAGGUGAUAAAUGUGGAGAUAAGUUUGAUCAAUUGAAAUUUAAUAUGAUCUCACGUGUUGCUAAGUCAGAGGCUCAUUUCAAACACCAGCAAAGAGGUGAUCCGGAUUUAUCAUAUGAAGAAAAAGUACAAAUUGCAACUGAAGUUCUUUCAAAAGGUCCAGGGAGGUUCUUGGCCCGAUUUGGACAGUUUCUUGCAAUAGAGGAUGUAGAUUAUUUUGUUGACUUUAAAGAAGAUUAUGAGGUUGAUUUCUACCUGAAAGAAAUUUUGAAACAACAAGACAAAGUUCACAGCCAAAAAGUGGUAAAAAAUAGGCGAUAUGCGGCAAUGCAGGAAUUGCUUAGUCAGGGAGAUUACUUUAGUGAGGAGGAAAUGAAGUGGCGGGACCCACUGUUGUAUGAACAGAUGGUCGGCAACUUCUUGACUGAAGAAGAAAUACAGAGUAAAGUGGAUAAAACUGAUCUGAGGUUCUCGAACAUCCUGCUGAAACACAUCGACCAGAUAGAGGAGAAUGCACUGUAUGCCAGACAGAAGGAAGCAGAGGAAUGUCAGGAAGAAGAGGAAGAAGACAGUGAGGAGGAAGAAGAGAUGGAGAAAAAGAAACCAAAGAUCUCUGAUGUUGAGAAACAGAUGCUGAAGUCAGAGUUUCUGCAGAUUAUGCAGGAGAGGUUCAUGUCAGGGAAAGACAAGGACUUUGACUACAGCCAGGUAGACAAGAACGCUGACUAUGAUUCCCUGGACACCUUAGGGAAGGAUGAGGAGGAGAGAUACUUCGAUGGUGAGGAGCCAUUUACAGUUGACUCCCCACUGAGAACCGAUUCCCCUAGACUGGCCGGAAGCUUACAGCCAGUUGAUGAUGGGGAAAUCAAGGACUAUAUGAGUUACGAGGCAGAGCCUGAUUUAAGUCAGGCUACCACAGAUAUGAACAAGAUGUCAGUCUCACAAGUUGCUGAAGAUGAUGAGAUGUUAGAGAAAGGUGUUUUGUGGACUACUCUAAAGAAUGAAGUUUGUGGCUCUCCUGCUUCUGGGGUUGGUGAUGUCCCAACCACAGGAAAGAUGCAAGCUUAUCAGCUUCUUGUGGUACAUGAACGACGUCUGUCACAUGACACUACUGAGAUAUUACGUCACCUUCGACGGUGUUCUGACACGGCAAGACAUCCACAACACACUCAACGCCGUGUGCAGCACAGCUGUUAA
Haliotis rubra (blacklip abalone) is the source of this 1448-nucleotide messenger RNA. Its product is annotated as coiled-coil domain-containing protein 97-like. The transcript is spliced from 8 exons. The record is from RefSeq and is a predicted model, not a curated record. The coding region runs from base 144 to 1448 and encodes 434 amino acids. Lineage: Eukaryota; Metazoa; Mollusca; Gastropoda; Lepetellida; Haliotidae.